Molecule: messenger RNA, 6126 nt
Organism: Ylistrum balloti
Lineage: Eukaryota; Metazoa; Mollusca; Bivalvia; Pectinida; Pectinidae
Product: kelch-like protein 20
Exons: 9
Coding region: 213-1943 (576 amino acids)
Molecular function (GO): protein binding
Source: RefSeq, a predicted model, not a curated record
ACUAUAAAAAUGCCUUUGGUAUCAGCUAAAUUUUCGGAUUCUUCGUGGUAUUUGGUACUUCAAAGCAUAUAAUUCAUAAUGAUAUUAUAAUGUGUACUAGAUACAGGACAUUCUUCAUGAGCUAUCGAGAAAAACAACUGGUUUGUUCCUGUCAAAACUGAAAUCUGGAGCCUGAAAUAUUGGACUUGCUUCCAAGACAUUUAAUUGGAAUAAUGGAUCGUCCACCUUCCCCAGCCAGAUUGGCUUACACCUCUGACAAACAUCCCCGUCACACCCUUGAUUCUAUCAAUGUUCUCCGCAAACACAGAGAACUGUGUGAUGUUGUUCUUAUUGUAUCACAAAGGAAAAUAUUUGCUCACCGUGUCAUCUUGUCAGCAUGUAGUCCUUACUUUCAUGCUAUGUUUACUGGUGAGUUAGCAGAAAGUCGUCAGACAGAGGUGACUAUCCGGGAUAUUGAUGAGAGUGCUAUGGAGUUGUUGGUUGAUUUUUGUUACACGUCAAAUAUUACAGUAGAAGAGAGCAAUGUCCAGACUCUGUUACCUGCAGCCUGUCUGCUUCAGCUGGCUGAAAUCCAGGAAGUGUGCUGUGAAUUUCUCAAGCGACAAUUAGAUCCAUCUAACUGUCUUGGUAUCCGUGCCUUUGCUGAUACACAUGCAUGCAGGGACUUAUUACGAAUUGCAGAUAAAUUCACACAACAUAAUUUUCAAGAGGUGAUGGAGAGUGAGGAGUUCUUACUUCUGCCAGUAAAUCAGUUGGUGGAUAUCAUCUCCAGUGAUGAGCUAAAUGUGCGUAGUGAGGAGCAGGUGUACAGUGCUGUUAUGGCCUGGGUCAAGUACAAUAUCCAGGACCGACGCACACACCUUCCAAAUGUUGUUCAACAUGUACGGCUACCAUUGAUGAGCCCAAAGUUCCUUGUUGGUACAGUUGGCUCUGAUCUUCUUAUCAAAAGUGAUGACUCCUGCAGAGAUUUAUUGGAUGAAGCCAAGAAUUAUCUCCUCCUGCCCCAGGAACGUCCCUUGAUGCAAGGCCCACGUACAAGACCAAGGAAACCAAUCAGAUGUGGAGAAGUGUUGUUUGCUGUUGGAGGAUGGUGUAGUGGGGAUGCCAUCUCAAGUGUAGAGCGAUAUGACCCUCAGACAAAUGAAUGGAGGAUGGUGGCCCCUAUGAGUAAGCGCCGCUGUGGUGUGGGCGUUGCUGUCCUUAAUGACCUCCUGUAUGCUGUAGGGGGUCAUGAUGGUCAGUCUUAUCUCAACAGCAUUGAAAGGUUUGAUCCACAGACCAACCAGUGGAGUGGGGAUGUGGCUCCUACCAGUUCCUGUCGCACAAGUGUAGGAGUGGCUGUGCUUGACAGCUACAUGUAUGCAGUUGGAGGACAAGAUGGCGUCUCCUGUCUCAACUUUGUUGAAAGAUAUGAUCCUCAGCUUAACAAGUGGACAAAAGUAGCAUCCAUGAGUACACGACGACUGGGUGUAGGUGUGGCUGUUUUAGGAGGCUACCUGUAUGCUGUAGGAGGUAGUGAUGGUACCUGUCCAUUAAACACAGUUGAACGAUACGACCCCAGAACUAACCGCUGGAUGCCAAUGUCACCAAUGGGUACACGUAGGAAACACCUCGGGGUAUCAGUAUAUAAUAAUAUGAUAUACGCUGUAGGCGGUCGGGAUGACACAACAGAGCUCAGUAGUGCAGAACGCUACAAUCCGCAGACAAAUACCUGGCAACCAGUUGUUGCUAUGACUUCUCGGAGGAGUGGGGUUGGUUUGGCUGUAGUUAAUGGCCAGUUGAUGGCUAUUGGUGGAUUUGAUGGCACAACCUACCUAAAGACAAUAGAAGUGUAUGACCCUGAACAGAACUGUUGGAAAUUGUGUGGAGGCAUGAAUUAUCGUCGGUUAGGAGGUGGGGUUGGCGUGGUGAGAAUGCCACAACAUGAACCCCACCUAUGGUGACACCCAAAGACAGAUGAUUAUCCUACCUAGUGCAAUGUCGUGUGAUCAUGUGAUCAAAUAUAGCCAAUAUGUCAUAUGCUGCAAAAUGACGACAUAUAUUUCUUAGCAGUAUAAUCAGUGGUAUGUGGUGCAUUGUCAUUACACUGGGUCACAUGGAACUCAGUGUAGUGAUAUUUCUAACUAAGGCACUGGCCUGUGUUACCAAUGUGUUAAACUAUUUCAGUGUUUCUGAGGAGGAAAUCAUAAGGUGCUUAAUACACUAUAAACAGGAAAAUUGCACAUUCUGAGGUGAAAAUUUUAAUUUUGAACUACAACUGUAUGUCUCCAAAUUAUUUAAUUUUAUGAGGUAAGAACUGUGUUUUUAGUUGUUGCAGAGAGAGAGAGGUGUUUUGGAGUUUAAACAAAGAUCUUAUAGUUCAUCAUAUAACUACCCUGUUAUCACACUGGAAACAUUUAUCACUAGACUACCCCGUUAUCACACUGGAAACACCCAUUACCUGAAUGUUUGUUAGUGAUGACUCAUGCAUUUUAACCUAUGGAGCUGUGAUUGGCUCAGAAUUCCAUUCUUUCUGUUGUGACAUCUAGGCUUAUGCUAUCUUACCUAUUGUGUCUUACCCAAAGAAUGAGAUCUGGAGGUAGAAUAUCACCAAUCAGAUUUUGUAUCUGCCUAAUGAAGCGCUGUUUGAUUGAAUGCCUGCAAUAGUGUCUACAUUAUGUGAUCAUUUAAGUUUUAUAGAAGUCUUCUUUAAUUUUUCAACUAUUGCGAUCACCUUCAUACAGUAUUGUGCAUCCGUAAACUUUUCAACAUUUUCAACUUCUUCUCAAAAUCUCCUGAACCAACUCCAGUGAAGUGUUGUAGAAACCUUCCCUGGCUUAAGAUGAAACAGAAAAGUGAAUUAUGUAGUCCCUAACCCGUGGGGCCUGAGGGGUGGACCAAAAGGGGUCAAAUUUACUUGAAUUUCAAAAGUCUUCUUCUCAACAUCCAGGUAUGGCAGAAUCAAAUGCUCUUCACUGCUUAAGUGUCUUAAUUGUUAAUUUCAUUGCCCCAGGGACUCAAAUUUUACUGUGGAGAGGGGGUAAAGUUAACUAUAGUUCAUAUAAGAAAACUAGAUUUUUCAGCAUAAUUUGUAAAAUUCCCAAUGGAAAUUUUUCAAACUUGGUUAGAAUUAUGAGUGAAGAUUGAAGGCUAGAUUGUAUGAAUAGAUUGAUCCUGACUGACCCCCAGGUGCUAUUAGGCAGGGUCAAAGGGGUGAGAUUGACUCAGAUUUCAAAAAUCUUCUUCUCAACACCCAGGUAUGGUCAAACCAAAUGUUUCUUCUAUGAUGGAAAUGUCUUAAGGUGCUUAAUUACAAAAAUGACUCUCAUAUUACCUCCUGGAGAGGAGAGUUUAACUUUACUAUAAUUUUUACAGAAAAAUACCAUUCAUAAGUAACUCCAGGACAUGAUGUGCUUUAUAGGAAAAGUUUAACUUUAAAAGGCAUGUUAAUGAACAGUAGCCUGUUCACCCUAUUGAAGGCAAUUCUUUGACAGCAAACAUAUGGGACAACAGAUAAAUAUAUUUUACAAUAAACAAGAUUGAUUGUGAGAGCAGUUAUUUGCAUCCUCAGUUGUUUGUGCUGGUGUUGGAAGGAGACUAAAUGCAUGACUUGUAAAUUCAUUUAUAUUUCAUUGUAAAUUAUUCACAAUUAUUAUCAUUUAUCAUUAAGGUUUUGUUACUUAAUUAGUAAAUGGUGAAAUGUUGCUUUGUUUUAUAUGCAUGUCUUUAUACCCCUCCACAACGAAGUUAGGGGUAGUGUAUACUGGAUUCAGCUUGUCCGUCCGUCUGUCUAGAAAAAUUUUGUGCAGACUCCUCCUCCUAAACUACAGAAUUGAUUUUGAUAAAAUUACACAGGAACGUUGAGAACCAUGUGUAAAUGCGCAUGCAACCUUGUUUUAGCUCAGCUGACCCAAAGGACCAAGUGAACUUAUGCGUCAACAUUUUCCUUUGCACAACUUCUUUUCAAUAACCAAUAGACCAAAUGUUUUGAUAUUUGGCUGGUAUGUUCCUAGGAUGAAACUCGACGUUUGCAAAAUAAAUGACCUCGACUUAUAUUCAAAGUCACUGGCCUGACCAAAAGGCAAAGAAGCAUGGUAUUUGAUGGAAAGGGGUUUCUAAGGCAAAGCCCAGCAAAUUUUGAGAAAAAAGAUAUGUCAUCUACUUAAAAUACAGGUCAUAACUGUCACUGUUUAGAGGCGAGUAUUAGUAGCUCUUUGUUAUUGGUUAACAUCGAUUGGAUGUGCCCACUUUGAAUGCCAAUGGUGUAUAUGCCAAUAUAUUUGUGAUGUGAACACUGAUUCUAUUUUUGAUGAACAUUGAAUACCAGAUGAGCGAUACAGGCCCAUUGGACCUCUCGUUUCCAGUACAACAUUGGUUACCAUGGUAACUAGUCUUUAUAAAUUUUUAUUUUGUUUGAAAAUUUUGUCUGGACAUAUUCUCCUACACUAAUGUAUCAGAUUCAUUUUUAUAAUACAUCAGUGUUAGAUACAAUGUGUAAAUGUGCAUGCAUUCCUUUUUAAAUAACAAAAUGUGUUGUUGCUUGGGUAAUGGGUCAUUAUUAACUGGAUUUUUGUCAAGACAAAGCCACAUAAACUAGUGGAUCAAUUUCAAUAUAAUUAUAUAUAGUAAUGAUAGCAACCAUGUGGAGAUGUGCAUGCAACAUUUGUUCCCUAAAAAAAAUUUGGUUAUCAUAACAACUGUACCAUCUGUCCUUUCAUAGAAAAAAUUUGUCUGUCCUUAACUACUGGAUCGACUAUAACAGAAUAUUGGGGACCAUGUGUAGAUGUCCAGCAAAAUAUUGGUUACCAUGGUAACCAGCCAAUAUAUUUAUUAAAUUACAGUGUCAGUACUAUAAAACUAUAUUAUGCAAUUGAAAAGGAACUGGGGUAUUAGUCAGUGAUUGGCUUACAUUUCUAGCUUAAAGAUAGAUCUUUUUCACCAAUACAGCACAGGAACUCUAUGAAAUUGCACUAGUUUACUUUGAAUAUGACUCCGGUUGGCAUACCAAAUAUUUUGAUGAAUGAAAUAAUUUUGUCUAACCACAGUGAUCAUCUCAUCCUGUGCCCUGUAAACUUAAUGUUCCCUUCAUUCCCCUUAUUUAUUAACAUAUUUUACAGCCAUCACUUUCAUGUAUUGAACAAAUAGUCUUUAAAGACCUGAACAUGUUUCAUGUUUUUAGCCGCCCAUCUGAUGGUCGAAUCGCUCUAUGUCCAUGGUCCAUGGUCAGUUCACCUGUAUGUCUGUAAACAGGUUUUGUUUCUAGAGAAUUAAUUGAGAUCUUUGUCAAAUUUCAAGUGUAGAUUCCCUAGUUGUGCCAGUUUGAUUUUGGGACUUACCAGAAAAAACAUAAUGGCUUCCAGACGGCCAUCUUGGAUAUUUUCACUGAAGAUUGUAAUCGCUAUUUCUUGAAAAGCACUUGAUGGUUCUCUCUCAAAUUUCAUUUGAGAAAAACAAAAUGGCCGACAGGCAGCCAUCUUUGAUCUUGCAUGAUAAAGAUUGUUAUCGUUUUUCUUUAAAAGUACUGAAUCAAUCUCUCUCAAACUUCAUAUGGAUGUUUGCUUUGGUUUCUACUUGUGCCUGUUUGAUUUUGGGACUGAUCAGAAAUAAGAAAAUGGCUUCAAGGCAACCAUCUUGGAUUUGGCAGUUAGAUUAUCAUCACUGUUUCUGCUAAUGAAUGUUCAAUUUUUUUAAGUGGAAAAACAGGGAAGAGAAAAUAAGGGCAAAGAUCCAACUUGCGAAGAGCAUAUAAAGAUCAAUGUUGGGCGCCAAGAUCCCUUUGAGAUCUCUUGUAAUGUGAAUGUUCUUCUUUUUAUUUCAAAUGAUGCUUAUAAAAAGGCUGCACUCCUUGUUCCAUAUUAAUUGUGUCUGUUGCAUAUACAUAAUCAGUCAUCAUCUGUUGUGUGAUAACCUUUGCAAAAUUAUGUCUUAUUCAAUUUCAAAGCAAGAUUUAGAAAUGUGUUUAAAAUACAAUUAUUUAAUUGUUGAAGUCUGUGUCCAGAAUUUGUUUAACUAUUUAGAGGUAACAAGGGCUUAUAAUUCCACUAGUCUUCAAACUAAUUACACUUUCGUUUACAGUUUUAAUUAGAAGCUGGUAUUCAACAGUUUUGACAUGUGAAAUAGAAGCAAUUAAAGGAUAUUUCAGACAAG